Amblyraja radiata (thorny skate) is the source of this 1454-nucleotide messenger RNA. RefSeq names its product mothers against decapentaplegic homolog 6-like. Gene Ontology annotation, cellular component: heteromeric SMAD protein complex. Bases 285 to 1331 code for a protein of 348 amino acids. Gene Ontology annotation, molecular function: I-SMAD binding; transcription regulator inhibitor activity. The transcript has 5 exons. The record is from RefSeq and is a predicted model, not a curated record. Gene Ontology annotation, biological process: regulation of transcription by RNA polymerase II; cell differentiation; anatomical structure morphogenesis. Lineage: Eukaryota; Metazoa; Chordata; Chondrichthyes; Rajiformes; Rajidae.
GCAGAGGGAGGGAGAGAGAGAGAUGGGUCGUGUAAGCCAGUCGUAUGUAAAGGCACGAGACGAUCUUUGGUCGUAUGUGCGGUCACUGUGAACCGACCCGGGAGAGAGCUGUCGGACUUCACAAGGGUGGGGAUUUCUCCGGGAAGAAGCAUCGCAGGGAACAGUUUUCUCUCUCUCUCCCUCACCCCCCUCCCCUCCCCCCAUCCCUCCCUCUCCCUCCCUCCCUCACCUUCCCCCUCCGUUGGUGAUCGACCUCGCCACUGAGCCCGGGGAACUGGCGGCGCAUGUUCCCGUCCCGGCGUUCGUGCGCAGUCCGUAGACUCUGGAGGGGCCGCUGCCAGAAUGGGGGUCUUCAGGGCGGGUUGAAGCCCCUGACUCACUCGCUCUUCAAGAGGCUGAGGGAAGACCAGCUAGAGAUGCUAGCCAGGGCGGUGGAGGCUGGGGGAGCUGAGGAUCGGGUAGGGUGCGUGUCCCUGGUCAGGAGCGGGGUAAACCACUGGCCCCAGGUCCUGACCUGCAAGUUGUUCCGCUGGCCAGACCUCAGAUGCCCCCACCAGCUCAAACGCCUCUCCAUCUGCGACUGCUCCAGGAGGAGUGUGGAGGAUUCUGGCCUUGUCUGCUGUAACCCUUACCACUUCAGCCGGCUGUGCGAUCCAGAAUCUCCGCCACCACCUUACUCCAAGCUAUCACCAAGCAAAAACCAGAACAACAUUGAUGACUUCCUGGAAGACAACUUUGCCUACGACCAAAGGGCGAUAGAACCUUCCAACAACACCAGUGACCUUUGGCCAGAUUUUGGCUUGGCCCCGCAUCUGUCAAGAGAGGCCCACUGGUGCAGCGUGGCCUACUGGGAGCACAGGACCCGGGUGGGCCGGCUCUACGCCGUCCACGAGCCCUCGGUGGGGGUCUUCUGCGACCUGCCCCGGGGAAACGGCUUCUGCCUGGGCCAGCUCCACGUGGCCGACCGGCACGAGAUGGUGAGGAGGACCCGGGGCAAGAUAGGCCGGGGCAUCUUGCUCAGCCGCGAGUGGGACGGGGUCUGGGCCUACAACCGCAGCGAGCACCCCGUCUUCGUCAACUCCCCCACCCUGGGGCCCCCCAACUCCCGCAGGCUCUCCGUCCACAAGGUGCAGCCCGGCUACUCCGUCAAGAUCUUUGACUACGACAAGGCCCGGGCCUUGCAGAGGACGGCCAUCUUGGAUUUUCCCGACGGCCCCUACGACCCUAACAGUAUCCGGAUAAGCUUCGCCAAAGGCUGGGGCCCCUGUUAUUCCAGACAGUUCAUCACCUCUUGCCCCUGCUGGCUGGAGAUACUGUUGAACCACUCGUGAAGGAUUGUCCGCCUCUCGUCUAGGCUUUAGAGACACAGCGCGAAAACGGGCCCUUCGGCCCACCGAGCCUGAGCCGACCGGCGAAACACUGGCACUAUCCUACACACACUAGGGGCAAUUUAC